UCUAAAUUAAAACAAUUUUAAAACGGUAAAACCUAUGAAACCGUAAGUGUCACUCAAAAUGUUAAAAAACUUGUGUAUUUUUGUUUUACUUACUGUGCUAUACUGUACUUGCGCAACUCCUAUUCAGCCCCGAAUAGUUGGCGGACAAAUUGUAGACAUUUCAAAACAUCCAUAUUUUGCUUCAGUUCGCAUAAAGUCCUGCAGUAGCUGUCCAUAUAUUCAUAAAUGUGGGGCCAGUAUUUACUCCGAUAAAGUGCUUAUAACGGCAGCACAGUGUUUGAUGAACUUGGACAGCAAAUGGCGUAUAAUGGUGGUAGCUGGUGCAAAUUCCCGCUCAGGUGCGGACGGUGUGCAAAUUCCUGUGGAAAAGAACGUUACACACUCGGGCUACAACUUUUGGACCAUUGACAAUGACAUAGCCCUGCUCUUCCUACAAGAUGGUCUACCAUUAAACGAAAUUGACAUCAAGACCAUAUCUAUAGCCGACAAGAUGCCACUACCAGGUAAAUCCGCCACUGUAAGUGGCUGGGGAUGGGAUGCUGAAGAUGGAGGACCGACCUACUUCCUCCAUGAUGCUGUUGUGUCUAUUGUUGAUAAUGCAAGUUGUGAAAAAAUAUAUGGAGCUGGUGAAAUAACAAAUAAUAUGAUUUGUGCGGGUCUUAAAAAAGGUGGAAAGGAUGGCUGUCAAGAAGAUACUGGAGGCCCACUGGUGGUGGAUAAUAAUCUUGUUGGAUUGGUAUCAUGGGGAAGAGGGUGUGCACGCGAAGGCUACCCUGGAGUUUAUACGUAUGUGCCUUCUCAUAAGGAAUGGAUAGAUAAGAAAAUUAUUGAAAUUGAAAUGUCUUAAACGAAGGUGCUUGGUGCUACCUUCAACUAAAAAAUAAAUGUUUUGAGAUUAAAGUGAGUUGAUAACGACUUUGACUUUUGCAAUUAAAGAUAAA
This is a messenger RNA of Episyrphus balteatus (marmalade hoverfly), 941 nucleotides long. Its product is annotated as trypsin eta-like. Gene Ontology annotation, biological process: proteolysis. Bases 59 to 847 code for a protein of 262 amino acids. Gene Ontology annotation, molecular function: serine-type endopeptidase activity. NCBI's taxonomy places the organism in Eukaryota, Metazoa, Arthropoda, Insecta, Diptera, Syrphidae. The record is from RefSeq and is a predicted model, not a curated record. The transcript has a single exon.